Protopterus annectens (West African lungfish) is the source of this 3777-nucleotide messenger RNA. RefSeq names its product phosphofurin acidic cluster sorting protein 2 (gene PACS2). Gene Ontology annotation, biological process: protein localization to plasma membrane. NCBI's taxonomy places the organism in Eukaryota, Metazoa, Chordata, Ceratodontiformes, Protopteridae. The transcript is spliced from 25 exons. Bases 1 to 2808 code for a protein of 935 amino acids. Gene Ontology annotation, molecular function: transmembrane transporter binding. The record is from RefSeq and is a predicted model, not a curated record.
AUGGUUUUCCCUGAUGGCCAGUCAGCUGCAUCUAAGAAAGGAGACAGAAUGUACAAAGUUCGUCAGUCUUUCAAAUUCCUUCUGUACAUUUGUCCCACACCUGACUCUGCAGCAAUAGUUUUAUUCAAUCCAACUGCUGCCAAGCAUUUUGUUAUUUCUAAUCCUUCACCUUCUGACAAGGAAGGUUAUACUGUCUGGCAACCAACAAGCUCCCCUUUUGGAUUUGAGUGUUCUUCUUCCCCAAUGCUGGUGAAGUUCCCAGGAUGUGUUGUGUUAUGCAGUUUGACACUUAAAAAGUUGGUAAUGUUAAAGGAACUGGAUAAAGAACUCAUCUCUGCUGUCAUUGCAGUUAAAAUGCAGGGAUCCAAAAGGAUACUUCGGUCUCAUGAAAUUGUGCUCCCUCCAAGUGGGCAAGUGGAAACGGAUCUUGCAUUAAAUUUUUCUUUACAGUACCCACAUUUCCUGAAAAGAGAAGGCAAUAAACUACAGAUUAUGCUACAGAGAAGAAAGCGAUAUAAAAACAGAACAAUUCUAGGCUACAAGACCCUCGCUGUAGGCUCAAUUAACAUGGCAGAGGUUAUGCAGCACCCGACAGAAGGGGGACAGGUGCUUAGUUUGUUCAGCAACCUCAAGGAAGUGGCUGCCAAAGUAGCUGAGAUCUGGAUCUUCUCUCUGUCCAGCCAACCAAUAGAUCAUGAGGACAGUACAAUGCAGACUAGCCAGAAGAUAAAAUCUACAGAUAAUUACUCUGAAGAAGAAUAUGAAAGUUUUUCCUCAGAACAAGAAGCUAGUGACGAUGCUGUACAGGGUCAGGAUAUGGAUGAUGAUGAUUUUGAUGUAGGAAAGCCAAAAAAACAGAGGAGGACGAUGGUUAGAACAACCUCAAUAACACGGCAGCAGAACUUCAAACAGAAAGUGGUUGCACUACUGAAAAGAUUUAAGGUUUCAGAUGAGGUACUGGAUUCUGAGCAGGACCCAGGAGAGCAUGCCCAAGAGGUAGAAGAAGAUUUAGAUCUUCUCUAUGACACAUUGGACAUGGAGAAUCCUACUGAUAGUGGGUCUGAUUUGGAAGAUGACGACAGCGUACUCAGCACUCCAAAACCAAAACUAAAGCCAUAUUUUGAAGGACUGUCACACUCCAGCUCUCAGACUGAAAUAGGUAGCAUCCACAGCCUUAAAAGCCAAAAGGAGCCUCCAAGCCCUCAGGUAGAAGUGUCUGAAAAAGUCAAGAGCCCAGCACCCAGGUUCCAAAUUGACAGCUUAUCAGACGCAAUAUCAUUUGAUCCAUCCCAACAGGAAUCCCCAGCAGAGGAACAUUCAUCGCUGGACACUUUCUUGGAGAAACUUCCUCCAUGUGGGAAGAUAACAAAGACAGAGUCCCUAAUCAUACCAUCUACUAGAUCAGAAGGAAAACAUACAGGUCGUCGGGGCAGAAGUACCUCACUUAAAGAGCGGCAGCCAGUCCGACCUCAGAAUGAAAGGGCAAAUAGUUUGGACAAUGAGCGGUCUCCAGAUACCAGACAUCCUCUGCAGAUACCACGAAAGACCGUGUAUGACCAGCUGAACCAUAUCCUAAGCUCUGAUGAGCGACUGCCAGAAAACAUCAUUUUAAUUAAUACUUCGGACUGGCAAGGCCAGUAUUUCUCAGAUAUCCUUCAAAAGCAUGAACUUCCAAUAGUUUGCACAUGUUCUGCUGCAGACAUCCAGGCUGCUUUCACAACAAUUGUCUCCAGAAUACAGAGAUUCUGUAACUGCAAUUCCCAGACUCCAUCACCGGUAAAGAUAGCAGUAGCAGGAGCAGAGAAUUACCUCAGUGCUGUGCUUCGACUGUUUGUAGAUCUGCUGUCACACAAAACUCCAGACUGGCUCGCUUACAUGAGAUUUCUUGUUAUUCCUCUUGGUGCUCAUCCAGUGGCUAAAUACUUGGGCUCCAUAGAUUACAAGUAUAACAGCUUCUUUCAGGACUCAGCCUGGCGAGAUUUGUUCAUCAAAUCUGAUGGGUUAACAUCAGGUCAAGAAGCCCCAGAUGUUGUAUCCAGAGUAAUGCAGUAUAUAUCUGGUGCAAACAGUGCUCUGCCGUUACCUAUAGCAGAGGCAAUGUUAACAUAUAAACAGAAAAGUCCUGAUGAAGAUUCUUGCCAAAAGUUCAUCCCUUUCAUUGGAGUUGUGAAAGUGGGAAUAGUUGAACAGUCUUCUGCAACAUCAGGUGAUUCAGAUGAUGCUGCUCCUUCUGUUUCCAGUGUCCUUUCUUCUACUCCACCUUCUGUAUCUCCAGCUGUGAAAGAAUCAUCUCCUACACCCCCUUCAUCCCCAUCUGUAACUGGAGGAUUCUCACCCUCAAGUGGUCAGAGUUUAUGCCAGAGCAGCGAACUUAUGGGACUACAGGUGGAUUAUUGGCUUGCAUGUCAGGUUGCAGAGAAAAAGAAAGAUACAGAGAAGAAGGAUUCCAGCAGUAAAAGCACACUAAAAUGCUCCUUCCGGUCCCUCCAAGUCAGCAGAUUACCUUACAGUGGAGAUCCAGUUACAAUACCUACAAUGUCUAUGACUGUUGUCAUGAAGGAAAAGAACAAAAAAGUGAUGUUUUUGCCUAAGAAAACAAAAGACAAAGAAGUGGAGGCAAAGAGUCAAGUUAUAGAAGGCAUCAGUCGACUGAUUUGCACAGCUAAGCAUCAACAAACUAUGCUACGUGUGAUGAUUGAUGGCGUGGAAUGGAAUGAUGUAAAAUUCUUCCAGCUAGCAGCACAGUGGUCUUCACAUGUUAAGCACCUCCCUGUAGGCAUAUUUGGACACUGCAAAUCUACCUUUUAGCAACCGAGGUAGAUUAAGAACUGCUACCAAGCUGGACCUGGAGCCAGUAACUAAAGAGUGCCAAUUUUCUUUCUCAGAUCCAUUUAUCUGGCUUUUCUAAUUUUGUUUAGCAUUCAUUAAAGUUUAGCUUAAAGUACAUUUUAAUGCAGAGUUGAACCACACCCUUAAACAAGUCUUAAGAUUACAAUUGUUUUAACACAGGUACUGUACUUGAAAAAAAUUCUUACAGUAUGUGAAUGGGUGAUGGUUGAAUGCAGCCUUCUGUUCAAUGAAAAGUCAAGCUGAAACUGAAUUAUGCUGAUCUUCUGGAAACAUUUAAACCAAAAUUAAGGUGAUUAUUUUUUUCUGACGAUGAAACUGAAGGUCUGAGUGUCAUGGAAGACUCAAGUGCUGCUAAACAACUUUAAAAGUACUUUGCAGACUGAAGUUAGAUUUUCCUUCAAGAAAAGCAUCCACGGUUGUAAUGUUUGCAUUAAGGGAACUUGGCACUUCAAAGAAAGGGACAACUUACUGUACAUUCUUGUAGAUACAGAAGACCGUGAGGCUCUCUGCAGUCCUAAAAGCGUUUAGGUUACUUGACCUAAUAAUUAUGGGUGAUAUAAGGUUGCAAAAAAAAAAAAAUAACUUUAUGAUGAGUGUAUUUUAGAACCAUUGUUUUUUGUUGUACAUCUUGUUUCCUCCUGCAUGUGUAAAUGUUAAUACCUGAUCCACAAAUAGUUUAACGUUGGAAAAUUGACCUGUAAGAUCCUGUUUUAGGGAUCUGUGGCACAAGAUGUCUGUAUACUGGCUUCCAGUUUCUUUGAAGCUAAUCAUAAGCAAAGUCAUACAAGGGAGCCACUAUGCAUCAGAAAUACUGAAAUACUCUUGUUUCAAAUGCUUUUUUUAUAAGGAGUAUUGUGUGUGUGCGUAAUGAAAACACAGUGCCCAUCACUCUUAUUUUUGAAACAGUAUUGUAAAUACACAAUGUAG